Molecule: messenger RNA, 2174 nt
Organism: Spinacia oleracea (spinach)
Lineage: Eukaryota; Viridiplantae; Streptophyta; Magnoliopsida; Caryophyllales; Amaranthaceae
Product: CBS domain-containing protein CBSCBSPB3
Exons: 14
Coding region: 257-1876 (539 amino acids)
Molecular function (GO): protein binding
Source: RefSeq, a predicted model, not a curated record
ACAAAAAAUCGAGGUUUUUUUGGCGCAAAAUAGGAGAGAGAAAAUCUGGUUUCACCAGAGACAGAAUUAUAAACUUGGAGCGGGUCCCACUAACAACGAAGGACAGAGAGAGAAAAAAAUAAGAGAAAAAGCCCUAGCUUUUUUUCUAUCUCUCUCUCUGUCGUUCUUAAUUUUGAAAAUAAAAAUAAACAUUUGACCUUGGAACCCUAGAAAGAGUUUCCCCAAAUUGAUUUUUAAUUUGAUUGUCGAAAAAAAAAUGAGUUCUUCUCAAGUGGUUCCACCGCCACCUACUAGAAGGACUAGUUUGACGCAGAAACGGCAGCCGGGGGCGGCGAAAAAAUCUGGCCCGCCUGCUGAAAAUGGAACCUCAUCCAAGCCUACUUCACCUCCGUCAUCUGUUGGAGGAGGAGAGAGGACGGUGAAGAAGUUGAAGUUGUCAAAGGCGUUAACGAUUCCGGAGGGGACGUCGGUGUCGGACGCGUGCCGGAGGAUGGCCGCCCGUCGUGUCGAUGCUGUGUUGUUGACUGAUUCUAAUGCUUUGUUAUCUGGAAUUGUUACUGACAAGGAUAUUGCUGCUAGGGUUAUAGCAGAGGAGUUGAGGCCGGAGCAGACGGUUGUGUCGAAAAUUAUGACGAGGAAUCCCAUAUUUGUUACUUCGGACACAUUGGCUAUUGAGGCACUUCAGAAGAUGGUUCAAGGAAAAUUCAGGCAUCUUCCUGUUGUAGAAAAUGGUGAAGUGAUUGCUUUGUUGGAUAUCACGAGGUGUUUAUAUGACGCCAUAUCAAGAAUGGAGAAAGCUGCUGAGCAGGGUAGUGCUAUUGCUGCUGCGGUAGAGGGAGUUGAACGUCAGAUGGGAAACAAUUUCAGUGCUCCUGCUGCCUUUAUAGAAACAUUAAGGGAACGGAUGUUCAAGCCUUCUUUGUCAACUGUUAUCACCGAAACCACCAAGGUAGCCACAGUCUCACCGUCAGACCCCGUUUCUGUAGCUGCAAAGAAGAUGAGGGAUUUUCGUGUCAAUUCAGUAGUUAUUACAAGUGGGAACAAAGUUCUUGGAAUCUUAACGUCAAGGGAUAUACUCAUGCGUGUUGUAGCACAAAACCUAUCACCUGAGCUUACAUUGGUGGAAAAGGUUAUGACACCCAAUCCUGAAUGUGUGAACGUGGAAACAACAAUCCUUGAAGCAUUGCACGUAAUGCACGAUGGGAAAUUCCUCCAUCUUCCUGUUUUGGACAGAGAUGGAUCUGUUGCUGCUUGUGUUGAUGUCUUAAUGCUGACUCAUGCUGCUAUUUCCAUGGUUGAGAAUAGCUCUGGAACUAUGAAUGAUAUGGCAAACUCAAUGAUGCAAAGGUUCUGGGACUCAGCACUUGCCUUAGACCCACCAGAUGAUUCUGAUUCUCAUAGUGAAAUGUCAGCUGCGCUAAUGAAUUCGGAAGGAACAGACUUGGGAAAAUAUCCAUCACUUGGUCUUGGAAAUUCGUUUUCAUUUAAAUUUGAGCACCCUAAAGGUCGUGUUCAUCGAUUUAACUUUGCAACCGAGAAUUUGGAUGAGCUUGUAUCUGCUGUUAUGCAAAGAAUAGGGUCUAGUGACAGUGGCAACCGUCCGCAAUUGUUGUAUGAAGAUGAUGAAGGUGAUAAAAUAUUACUCACAUGUGAUUCUGAUCUCCUUGGUUCUGCGCUUCAUGCUAGAUCUUUGGGACAAAAGGUUAUAAGACUGUUUCUGGAGUUCCCUGAAGCCGUCAAGGAAAGAAGUACUGAGAUUAGUGAUGCUGUUGUUGAGAGAUCUAAAUUAACAUCACUUCAUUCAGGGAUCUUGGCAGGUGCAGUGAUGAUGACAGCCGUUGGUGUGGUGGUCUAUUUGAGGCAUGCAAAACAGUGAGGCAUCACAUGGAAUCAGUACCAGGCUACAGAAGUUGGCCACAUCCUAACAUAACCUAUACUUUUUAGUUCCAAGGUUCAAAUUAAGCUCGGUGUAAACAAAAUCACGCUUUGGCUUCAAAUUGAUGCCUGCUUCUUUUGCUGGGAAGUUGUUAGAUUUCCCAAACAUGAUGUUGAUAUUUCAAAACUAUCACAUAAUUUUUUGUAAAGUGAUAAUAUAUGGAGCAAACAAGCAAAAAGCUUGGAUCAUCUCACAAUCACAAUAUCCUUUACCAUAAAAAGUUGUUCUUUACAACAAA